This is a messenger RNA of Haliaeetus leucocephalus (bald eagle), 2494 nucleotides long. It is a transcript of the gene HBEGF, whose product is annotated as heparin-binding EGF-like growth factor. The record is from RefSeq and is a predicted model, not a curated record. Gene Ontology annotation, biological process: positive regulation of mitotic nuclear division; positive regulation of cell population proliferation; epidermal growth factor receptor signaling pathway. NCBI's taxonomy places the organism in Eukaryota, Metazoa, Chordata, Aves, Accipitriformes, Accipitridae. Gene Ontology annotation, molecular function: heparin binding. The coding region runs from base 1683 to 2141 and encodes 152 amino acids. The transcript has 4 exons.
CAGCGUGCUCUGCCCCGUAUGGUCCAUACCCCCUUUUUUUUCCCCCUUGUUUUUCCUCGCUUUCCGGCUGUGCUAUCAGACUGUGACAAAAAACCUGCAAAACCAGCCUGACCCCCUUGCAUCCAAGGGGUCGUGGCCCCCGUGAAACACUGUUACCCUUCCUGCUGGGAGGGAGAUGCUCCAGCCUGCUCCUCUGUGGACAUCCCCCUGAGGAGGGGACUCGGUCCUAGAGCAAGUGAUCUGGCAGGCGUGGGCUGACCCUUGUCUGCAGGACAGGCUGAGAGGAUGGGGGAUAUUUGGUUACUGAGGCUGCAGCCUCUCGGAGCACUUUCUCGAUGCCUCGAGCUGAGCGACGGUCAGAAAAAUCUGUCUUCUGUGUUGAAGGCACCUUCCUCUGCGCCGCAGCACCCAGGGUGCCUGAGCUGGGGGUGAGCGGCAGCAUCCCCCAGCCCACCAGGGCUGGACCAGUUUUCCUACCAGCAAGAUCUUCCAAAUCUUCUCUGGCUGUUCUAAGGGACAGAGCCCUGGGGAGGAGGGGUGGUAACAGUGGAGAUGGCUUGGGGGGGUCAGCAGCACUGUGUGUCUGCUGGCUGCAGCCGGGAGAUAACCCGCAGGGGAUGGGACAGCCCCCGCUGCCAGCCCAGGGCAGAGCCCCAGACCUCACCCGGAUCUGGGGGUUUCUCCAAGCCGCAGAGUUUCCUGGAGUAUCAGUUUUCUCCAGGCGUAUUGUGAAGGAUGUUGAAAUAGCGACAUAACUCUGCUAGGUGUGCAGCCGGUGUGCCGCAGCACGAGAGGCGCCGGGUACAUCAGGAAGUGGCUGAGAAGGAAUUGGGCAGGUUACAACUCGCCAGGUUGGACUCAGCCGCCCUCUCAUCCCCGACCAGCGUAGGGCUUAGUUCAUAUUUCCCCAGGCUUGCUGGAAUUAUUAAGCACCGUGGUUUUGAGGGGAGCUGAAAAGUCCCUCUUGGAGCAGUGAGCAUUCUCCAGCAUCUCAGCACCUUGCGAGAUCAAGCUGGAGGCUGAUUUUUUUUUUGGCAUCUGCACAUUAAAACUAUUAAAACUAUUCCAGUAAUGUUGCUGGUUUCGGUCCCUGUCCAGGCAAGGAGCUCACUGCUCUGGUUCCCACUAACCCAGCAAGGAGCUGGCCUUGCACCAAAAGCCACUGGUCCCUGCACCACAAUUAAAACAUACCUUUGUAAUUCAUGGGAACGCUGCCCUUGCCAUCUCUUUGGCUCUGCAAAACCAAAAAUUAAGCCAGGCUUGUUCUCUUAAUCCUGCUCCGGGUGUGCAAGGCAUCAUUGUACCCACAGGAAGGAGAGUCCCUCAGAGCCAUGAAUAGGGUCUUACAAAAGACCAUGCUCAUUAGGGAAUAGAAGCCUGAUAAAGGGGCAAUUAGCAAUUUUCUGUGUUCAGUGGAAACUGGUACAUAUAAUAGCAACAUUUGAGAUGCGUAAAGCUCUGUUUCCCCCCACACACACCCUGAUCCUUCUCUUUCCUUGAGAAUUGUUCUUAUGAAUUGGAAAGGAUGUGAUAUUUGUGAGAAGCUGGGGAAAAAAAAAAAAAAAAAAAAGGAAAAAAACCCCUCUGCUCGGGGGCAGAUUGCUGCACAAAAGGCUGCGGAGUGCCAGGGCUGAGCUGGCUGCAGCAGCCUGGGGUUUGCAGCUCUGCCUUCUCUUUGGCUGAUGCAUGGAGGUGAUCUGACUGCUGUUUUCUCCUUCCCAAAUUGUUUUCCAGUUGCUUUCCUGUCAAAGCCUCAAGGCCUGGUUACUCCCAAGAAAAAAGGGAACGGGAAUAAAAGAAGAAAAGGCAAAGGCCUGGGGAAGAAGAGAGACCCGUGCCUGCGGAAGUACAAGGAUUUCUGUAUUCACGGCGAAUGCAAAUACAUCCGAGAGCUGGGAGCUCCCUCCUGCAUAUGCCAGCCAGGAUAUCAUGGAGAGAGAUGCCACGGCCUCUCGCUGCCUGUGGAGCACCCCCCCAGCACAUACGACCACACCACGGCACUGGCCGUCGUUGCUGUCGUCCUGUCCUCCCUGUGUCUUGUCAUCAUUGCAGCCCUGCUGAUGCUCAGGUGUCACAAGAGGGGUGUCUACGAUGUAGAAAACGAAGAGAAAAUCAAGCUGGGCAUCACUGUGAAUCACUGAGGAUGCCGGGUGCUGGCGAGGGGUCGGCACUAAAGCACUUCUACCUCCUGGAAGAGGCGAAAGCCGUGGAGCCAGCGCCGUCCCUGGGAGCCCACAGCAUGGUGGGAACUUGCUGGAGCAGCAGAACAGCACCCGCUUCGGGGCUGGUUGGGCAGCAGUGUCACUGCAGGGAGCUUUGUGGCCAUCUCCAGGAUGGAGGGGGCUCAGGAGAGGCCCUCGCUGACCAGGUGGCUGUGUGGAGGCAGGAGGGACUGGCCAGCCAGCGGCAGAGGGACUCUCCAGCAGCUCUCCGUCCACUGCGGUGCAUGCCAAGGAACAAACUGUGAAAGGCGAGGAGACCGGGCUUGGGGCUU